Molecule: messenger RNA, 2970 nt
Organism: Saccharomyces paradoxus
Lineage: Eukaryota; Fungi; Ascomycota; Saccharomycetes; Saccharomycetales; Saccharomycetaceae
Gene: CYC8
Product: transcription regulator CYC8
Exons: 1
Coding region: 1-2970 (989 amino acids)
Biological process (GO): regulation of gene expression
Molecular function (GO): protein binding; chromatin DNA binding; RNA polymerase II cis-regulatory region sequence-specific DNA binding
Source: RefSeq, a predicted model, not a curated record
AUGAAUCCGGGCGGUGAACAAACAAUAAUGGAACAACCCGCUCAACAGCAACAGCAACAGCAACAGCAACAGCAGGCAGCAGUUCCCCAGCAGCCACUAGACCCACUAACACAAUCAACCGCGGAAACUUGGCUCUCCAUUGCUUCUUUGGCGGAAACGCUUGGUGAUGGCGACAGGGCUGCAAUGGCGUAUGACGCCACUUUACAAUUCAAUCCCUCCUCUGCGAAGGCUUUAACAUCUUUGGCUCAUUUGUACCGUUCCAGAGACAUGUUCCAAAGAGCUGCCGAAUUAUAUGAAAGGGCACUUUUGGUAAAUCCCGAACUAUCAGAUGUGUGGGCUACUUUGGGUCACUGUUAUCUGAUGCUGGAUGAUUUGCAAAGAGCUUACAAUGCCUACCAACAAGCUCUCUACCACCUCAGUAACCCAAACGUACCGAAAUUAUGGCAUGGUAUCGGCAUUCUUUAUGACAGAUAUGGUUCGCUAGACUAUGCCGAAGAAGCUUUUGCCAAAGUCUUGGAAUUAGACCCUCAUUUUGAAAAGGCAAACGAAAUUUACUUCAGACUAGGUAUCAUCUACAAACAUCAGGGUAAAUGGUCUCAAGCUUUAGAAUGCUUCAGAUACAUUCUCCCUCAACCUCCUGCUCCCUUACAGGAGUGGGACAUAUGGUUUCAGUUGGGUAGUGUUUUGGAAAGUAUGGGAGAAUGGCAAGGUGCGAAAGAGGCCUACGAGCAUGUUUUGGCUCAGAAUCAACAUCACGCUAAAGUAUUACAACAACUGGGUUGUCUUUACGGCAUGAGCAACGUACAAUUUUAUGAUCCUCAAAAGGCAUUAGAUUACCUCUUAAAAUCGUUAGAAGCGGAUCCCUCCGAUGCCACUACAUGGUACCAUCUCGGUAGAGUGCAUAUGAUUAGGACAGAUUACACUGCCGCAUACGAUGCUUUCCAACAAGCCGUCAAUAGAGAUUCGAGAAAUCCUAUCUUUUGGUGCUCAAUCGGUGUUUUAUACUACCAAAUCUCUCAAUACAGAGACGCUUUAGACGCUUACACAAGGGCUAUAAGGUUAAAUCCUUAUAUUAGUGAGGUUUGGUAUGAUCUAGGUACCCUUUACGAAACUUGUAACAAUCAAUUAUCUGACGCCCUUGACGCGUAUAAACAAGCUGCAAGAUUGGAUGUAAAUAAUGUUCACAUAAGAGAAAGAUUAGAAGCUUUAACGAAACAAUUAGAAAACCCGGGCAACAUAAACAAAUCGAAUGGUGCUCCGACAAAUGCCUCUCCUGCGCCACCUCCUGUGAUCUUACAACCUACCUUACAACCUAACGAUCAAGGUAAUCCUUUAAAUGCUAGAAUUCCAGCCCAAUCUGCCAACCCUACUGCUUCAAUGGUACAACAACAACAGCAGCAGCAUCCUGCUCAACAGACCCCAAUUAACUCUUCUGCAACAAUGUACAGUAAUGGAACUUCCCCUCAAUUACAAGCGCAGGCUCAAGCUCAGGCGCAAGCGCAAGCGCAGGCUCAAGCACAGGCACAGGCACAAGCCCAAGCACAAGCACAAGCACAAGCACAAGCCCAAGCCCAAGCCCAAGCCCAAGCGCAAGCCCAAGCGCAAGCACACGCACAAGCACAGGCCCAAGCGCAAGCGCAAGCACAAGCGCAAGCACAGGCACAACAACAUCACCAACAGCAACAACAACAACAACAACAACAACAACAACAUCACCAACAACAACAACAACAACAACAACAACAACAACAGCAACAGCAACAACAGCAACAACAACAACAACAGCAGCAGCAGCAACAACAACAACAGCAACAACAACAACAACAACAAUUGCAAGCACUACCAAGGCAACAGCAACAGCAAAAAGGAGUUUCUGUGCAAAUGUUAAAUCCUCAACAAGGACAGCCGUAUGUCACCCAACCAAGUGUCAUACAAGCUCACCAACUGCAACCAUUUUCUGCACAAACCAUGGAACAUCCGCAAGGCUCUCAGCUACCACCUCAACAGCAACAACUACAAUCUAUUCAACAUCCACAACAACUUCAAGGCCAGCCUCAAACCCAAGCUCCUCAGCCUUUAAUCCAGCAUAACCUGGAGCAGAACGCUCUUCCUCAGAAGAGAUAUAUGGAAGGUGCAAUUCACACUUUAGUGGAUGCCGCCGUAUCCAGUAGCGCUCAUCCAGAAAAUAACACAAAGUCUCCUCACCAAUCAGCUCCUCCAGUUCCAAAUCAAGCUCCUGCGGAAAUAACAACGAACACUGAACCGCAGCUGAAGAAGCAAAAACUGAGCUCUCCGAAUUCGAACAUCAACAAAUUAGUGAAUACUGUUACUGCCAUCGAGGAGAAUUCAACAUCUGAGAUAAACAAUCCACCAGCAGCAGUAGUGGAGCCUAAUACGAGUAAUACUUUACAAGAGGAAAAACCUGCAAAAGCAAAUUCUAUACCUCCAAUAAUUCACGCGCAACAAUCUCCACAGGAAGCUAUUACCACUGAAGAAGCUACCAAACCAGCUUCUGUGCCUCCUUCCACAAAAACACUCAAUGCGGAAUCAGAGCAAUCUGGCAUACAAUCGACUUUAUCACCGGAAAAUUCAAUAACAAAGGCAAAUGAUCAAAGUACUGCUGAGACCAUAGAACUCCCUACUACUACUGUCCCUGCAGAAGUAAGCCCGGUAGAAAACGACGUAAGGCAGUAUUCUAAAGAGGAGAACGGCACAACUGAAGCAUCAGCGUCUUCUACUGAAGAGAAGGAAACAGUGCCUACCGGAGAAGCUGAAAAACAACAAGAUGAACCUCCUGCUACAACGGUGACAGUAAUAAAACCUACUUUGGAAACAAUGGAAACAGUAAAAGAGGAAGCCAAAAUGCGCGAAGAAGAGCAAACUACUCAAGAAAAGUCCCCCCAGGAGAAUUCACUUCCAAGAGAGAAUGUGGUAAGGCAAGUGGAAGAAGAUGAGAAUUAUGACGACUAA